Molecule: messenger RNA, 2600 nt
Organism: Abrus precatorius (Indian licorice)
Lineage: Eukaryota; Viridiplantae; Streptophyta; Magnoliopsida; Fabales; Fabaceae
Product: protein ANTI-SILENCING 1
Exons: 11
Coding region: 246-2174 (642 amino acids)
Molecular function (GO): chromatin binding; RNA binding
Source: RefSeq, a predicted model, not a curated record
GAAAAAACUCCAUACAAAGCAGGAGAUACCCGUUGCAUUCUUCUCCACGAAUCUUUUUAGGGUUUUGCAUAGUCUGCCAUUCUUGCGUUUCCCGUCGUUCAUCGUCACCGGCUAGGCGACUGCCCAUAGGAGCUGCUGUCAAAUGCCACAUGCGAUGACCCUACAAUAUUGCAAAUCCUUCACACUCUCGUUUCGGCUACUCUCACAGUAGAAAUUUAUUACGAAGAAGCUUGAUAUAUCAAACAAUGGUAGAAGCAGGGGAGGGGGAUGUUCUUGAAUUCAAGUGGGGGAAAAAGAGAGGAAUCGGUGGUAAAAAAAAGGAUGUGCGUUUUUACGAAUCAUUUACCUACGAUGAUGUGGAUUACACUCUUUUUGACUCUGUGUUUCUUCACAUGGAUGGUGAACCCGAGCCUUUUAUCGGUAAAAUCAUCAAAAUAUGGGAAAAUGCUGAUAAGAGCAAGAAAGUUAAGAUUCUGUGGUAUUUUCGUCCGUGUGAGAUUCGUAACUUCUUGGAAGGAAUCGAGACACUUGACAAUGAGUUGUUUUUGGCAUGUGGUGAAGGCGUAGGCCUUGCAAACGUUAACCCUCUGGAAGCUAUUGCUGGCAAAUGCAAUGUCGUUUCCAUUUCUAAGGACAGUAGGAAUCCACAACCAUCAGAUAAAGCCAUUCAAAUGGCUGACUUUGUAUUCUAUCGUUUCUUUGAUGUUGGGAAGUGUCAAAUAUUGGAUAAGAUAGGUGAUACUAUUGCUGGAAUUGAAGUUAAAAAUAUUUUUAACAACUUAGAUAGUCAAAAGCUUGUUGGUCUUGUGAAACAUGGUUUAGACAUGACAAAAGUAAGUGGGAACCACGCAAGUGAUGAUGCAGAAACAAUGGCUCUUUUAAGUGAAGAAAAGAGUCGGCAUUUGAUUGAAAAACCAAAUGGCAAUUGUAUUCUGUUUGACACAUUAGUUAGAGAGAAUGAUGAUUCUAAGUCAUUGUUGGGAAAAAAACCUACCUCUAGUGUUGGUUUAAAGGAAGCAAGAAAAUUGAAGAAUUCGCUGCACACUAUGUCCAACGACAAGACCAUGCCUCAAGAUACAGUCAAAGCAAAUGGGGCUUGUAAAGCUUCUUUGGUUAAACCAAAAUCAUCUACUAAAUUAACACAUGGUUCUAGAGCUAGUUUGGAAAUGAGGGAAAUGGCUAAAAUGGAUGAUCAAUGUAGAAAUGUUGCUAUCGACAAGAACAUUUUGAGGUCUCGAGCUGAUUCGCAAAAAGAUGAUCACAAGGAUGUUGAUAUCCCUAUUAGAAAAAUGAACGAGGGACUAAUGGAGGACAAGGCUUUUGAGAACGAAAAAAGUGGUGGUUCUUGUAAGGUUUCUAGUACAAAGAAGAAUAAUGUGAAAAAUCGAAGGCUUGUUACCUAUGACGAUGACGAUAACGAUGAUGUGGAAAGUAUAGCUCCAUCUUCAUCAAAGGAUAGAUGUAAACGAGCAAAGGAUUCUUGUGAUGUCGAGGAAAUUCCUUCAAAAAAGUCAAAGAUUGACAAGAAGCCAAUAAAACUUUCUGAUGACAAGUUGUGCAAAGAAUCUUCUACAAAUUCAUUGAAUGUGGAACACGAGCUAGAUUUCCGUGCAAUGGAAGUUACUCGAAGACCAGAUGUUGAUAGAAGCAAAUGGUUUAAGGGAUUUCCUUGGGAAGAAAGAAUGAAAACUGCUUAUGAGCAAGGAAAACUUGUGCUACUUCAAAACUUGGAUCCAUCUUUAACCUCAUCAGAAGUACAGGAUAUUAUUUGGCAUGGGUUUAGAGAAAGUUGCACUGCAAAGGUGAUCCAGAAGACUGCUUAUUCAAGUCCUCAUUCUGGUCAAGCUUUUGUUAUAUUUAAAGGAAAGGAAGCAGCAGAGUUGGUUGUGAGAAGAUUAGAUGAGGGCUGUUUCUUAAUGUCUAAUGGGCGGCCUCUUGUUGGAAGCAUUGGAGUUCCUUGGUUUCCAGAAAAAAAACCAACAUUUUAUGGUCAUCAUGUUGUCGAUAAACUUCGAAUGAUGCAAAUGCAGCGUGAGAUGAAAGAUGCUGUAUCUACAUCACAUUGUUCUCAGCCCAACAAUAUUGAAUAUGAUAUGGCCGUAGAGUGGUGCUUACUUGAAGAAAGAGCAAACAAAUCAUGGAGAAAAUUGUCUCAGGUAUAUAUACUUUUUUAGUAAUAUGCUAGACAUCAUUUUCAAUUUGCUUUAUUGCAUGUUAAUUUUUUUUAAUAUAAUUCCGUUAUUCCUUAAGCGACAAGGUGAGGAGUUGAGUAAACUCAAAGCUAAACUGAAGUCUUUAACUGAUCUCAAAUGACCUUGUACGCAUUUUGACGGAAUUGGGGAUUGACUUGCUGAUGUAGUGGCAUGAAUGGGGCGAUUUUUGGUUCGGUAGUUGUAAAUAUUAUUUUCCUCGGGGUUGAGAGUUGUGAAGGAACGUUUGUUCCAUGUUACAAUCCAACUCCGGUUCAAGCUGUUGAAUUCGAAGUGUUAAUUACCCGGUGUAAGUUUGCUGUUGUUAAUGUACUGUUACUGUAUAUGUAUACAUUAUCUGGUCAUUGUUGGGAAAUGUGUAAAGUUCGGUUUUAUCCUAAUUUUGCCUUG